CAUGAGUAGGUUCCGUGCGCUAAUAUGUGCUACCCGCACUUCUGGCCCAUCUUCCUUGAACCUAAUCAAAUCCUCAUUACACGAAUACACACACAUAACCUUUCAUCUUACCCCAAUUAUUUUUCUCCUGCAACAGUGGUUAAUUAGCUGUGGUGAAAGUUAAUCAAAGUACAUUAACAUCUCAUUGUCGGAUGCUGCGUUCGUUUUGUUUUUGUUUUGAAAUCGACCAGGGGAGGGGGAGGGAUAAUGCAUGUAAAAUUUGGCUGCUAUCAUCAAUUACAAAGUACACUGGAAUCGGGCAGAAUAAAAACACAAAAGCAAACAUAAAAAAAUUCAAAUAAAUGGAAUAAAUGAAGAAAACCGAAGAAGUGAUAAGACUUAAUCUUUGAGUAAUACACACAAUUCGUAGUUUCAAGAAAGAAGAAAAAAAAAACAUGACUAAAAAAAUUUGUUCAUUGCUCGCUUUGCUCCUAGGGAGUAUCUUCUUAAUAGCAUUAAUUAGUUGGUUGUAAUCACCACAUUUUGGUAUUUUCAACAAAAGCUUUUCAUUAGUAACGUCCAGAGAAGUAUCAUGAGUUUCAUAGUGAAGUGCUUUCCAGUUUUGUGAAAACUGAACGUUUCAAUUUCAAUUAAUUCGGUUGUGAUUUCAGUUACAGGUUAAUCGGUGGAGCGAAUUGUUAGUUAUCCCACGUGGAAUAAUGUAUCUCAACUACGUGCAUGUUGCCCUGCAGUUUUCGAUAGUUUUGGUAGUCUCCACCCAUCCUGUCAUCCAAACCCAAAAUGGUGAAUCUCUCGCCCGCCAGUACAUUGACGAAUUCGAGAAGAAAUAUUGGCCUCAAGCGGAGCAGGUUCAAAAGUUCCUCAUGAUUGAUUUGAAACACUUAACCAACGAGGACAUCCAGGCCGGGGAUCUGGCAACGUUUAAUAUACGCAAUUUCACUCUGGAAGUCUGCGAGAAGUUGAAAACGUUGCCUGUCGAAGGAUUUCAGGAUUCAAGCUUAAAACGACAAAUUAAUAAAAUAAUGAAAUUUAAAGACUGGAUUUUAGAGGAUAAGGACUUGGCUAGAAAAAUCAGUUUUCAGCCCUUGAUUAAUAAAGUAUCGAAGCGACCAGGGAUUUGUUCUUAUGAUAAUCGGACAAAAUGCGACUUAUCUUAUGACGGACAUUUGAGGGAGUUGAUAUUGAAGUCGGACGACCCGAAGGAGAUGGAGUACUAUUGGGUGCAGUGGAGGGACCAGCUUGAUAACUUCGUGAGCAUCCCGUUUGAGGAGUAUAUGAAAAUCAUAAGGAAAUCGGCGAAAUUGAACGGCUUCAACAUAACAUCAGACUAUUGGUAUGAUGACUACGAGAACGGAGAUGUUAUAAAGGAAAUGGAAUCUCUUAUUCGAAAUAUGCAACCCUUCUACAAACAACUUCAUGCCUAUCUUCGCUCUAUUCUCCGUAAACGUUACGGUACUAACAUUGUUUCGGCAAAAGGACCAAUACCUGAACAUCUCCUGGAAAAGGUUUGGCUCCAAGGAUUCGAGCAUUUUACAUUUUAUGAAGAUUUCGAGAACGAAAUGUUGUUUCCCAUUGUCAGCCAUAAAUUAGUGGAAAAGGGAUAUACAGGAUUAAAGAUGAUCCAGGAAAGUGACCGAUUCUACCAGUCCUUGGGAAUGCCAGCAUUAAACAGCACAUUCUGGGCAAACAAUUCCCGAUCCCUUCCCGAAAGCAAAAGCACCCUCCACUGUCGGCCAGUGGUAUAUGAUUUCGGGCGGGUGGCAGGUCUUAAAUACUGUUCCAAAGUUGAUUUUAGAACAUUCCUGGAAGACCAUGCAAUCAUGGCAAAGAUCCAAUUUCACAUGCACGUCAAGAAUUUACCUUACGGUCUCAAUGCCGAAGCAUGUCCUGGCUUGUGGAAGGGUAUUGGCAAAGCUGUAAAAUUGUCGACGAGCAGUGCCAGACAUUUACGUGAAAUUGGCUUGGGCCAAGCCCCAGCGGAUGACGAGGACGACGACAUGAGCAUUAAUUCUCUGCUGCACAUGGCCAUUCACACGGUUUUCAAGUUGCCCAUGUACUUUGUCUACGAGAAAAUUUACGCGGACAUGCUGGACCAGAGGGUUGAGCCCGAGGAGUAUAAUUGCGAGUACUGGAAGCUGAUAGAGGAGUGGACCGGGAUAGAGGCACCCACCCGCAGGGAUAAUGAUGAUUUCGACGUGUCUAAGCAAUUUUACAAAGUAACACAGAGCAGUAUGCCUCUUGCAACAAAAUUGAUAUCCGAGUUUCUGGGCUUUCAUCUCUACGAGAUUAUCUGCACGAGAAUCGGACAGUACAACCCGAGGAACCCAAAGAUGCCGCUCAAGGAGUGCAAUUUUUACAACAGCACGGAAGCUGGGAAGAUGUUUAGCGAUAUUAUGUCACAGGGUUGGACGAAACCAUGUUUCGAUGUCAUCGAAUCAGUCACAAGACAACGAGCACUAACAGCGAAUGCCAUGCUUGAAUAUUUCCGCCCCCUCCAUGUGUGGCUUGAACAAAAGAAUAAGGCGAACAAUGAGUCUCUCGGAUGGAUUCCUUCUAACAUGUGCCAGGAUUCCAAUACUUUUGGAAUGACAUUAAUUGAGCUAUUAUUUGCCGCCACCGCACCUUCACCUGACGAGCUCGAAGCAAUUGAAUUCCUCAACAAAACAAACGAAAGAUACAAACUCAACGUUACAGAAUUAAAAGAUUGCGUCGUUAGACUCAAAUCCGUCCAGCAAUACCUAAUCAAUCACAUCAAAGUUGAUAUAUUGGAGGAAUCCUACCCAGAUCCGAGUCAUUUGGAAAGAUUCUCUUACGAGUCAUAUGAAAAUGAGAACGUCAAACGCCAACUACAGAUUUUAAAGCGACGCGGGCUUCUCGUCCUGCCACACAAGGAUUACAGGAAUGCCACGUCCAUCAUCAACAAUUUCAAAGGUAGUCGUAGUGAUUGUCGAACGUGUUUACGAAAUUAUAUUUGUGAUGGUCCUGAAAAUGUCCUCAGCAAUUUGUAUCUGAUCAAUCGAUCAUAUAUGAGUGAUGAUCCAGAAAAGAUGAUGAGAGUUUGGAAGCUGGGACGAAAUGCAACUGAAGGUGUUGUAGCUAUCGUGAAAGUAAAAAGAUUUGCAAAGUUUUUUCGGAGGGCAGCUAAAUUGAAUGGAUACAAAAAUACCUCGGACAUGUGGUAUGAAGAAUAUGAGGAAGAGAAUUUCGCUCAAGUUUUGGAAGAUUUAAUAGGCCAACUGAGACCAUUGUAUAUCCAGUUGCAUGCAUAUGUUCGCCAUUUACUCCUGGGAAAGUAUAGGAAAUUCAUGAUGAAUGGUGGACCUAUACCGCAGCAUUUAUUGGGAGAAAUUGUAUAUCGGACGGAAAUGAGAAAUUUGGAUGUAAAUUAUCUUCCCUACGUGCAACAUAAUCCAGUGUAUUUUGAUAAGUUACUGAGGAUGAAGAACAAACGCUUCAAGGAUAAUGUGAAUAUGGCUGACGAAUAUUUCAAGUCGAUGGGGCUAAUGGAAUUAACGCAAGGAUAUUUCAGGAAUCAUUCCCGCAUCUCCAAACCCAACAUGACCGCCCACAAAAUAUGUACAAGUGAAUAUUUCGAUUUUGACGCUGAAAUUGGAAUUCGAUUUUGUGCAAAGCAUGAUUUCACAACUUUGAUAAAAUUACAUGGCGACAUGACUCUCAUCCAAUAUGAUCAGCAGAGAAAACCACUACCUGUUGGUCUCAACAAACAACCCUGUCCAGGAUUCGCACAAGGACUUGCCGAUGCAAUAUCUCUAUCAGCCAUGAAUUUUGACUACUUGCGGAGAAUCGGGAUGCCGGAAAAGUAUGAAUUCAAAAAGGAGUUACAAAUUAAUUUGCUGUUCUAUUUGAGCGUGGAAACUCUGUUCCCUCUUAUGGAGGACUUUGUUUUGGAAAAGCUAUGGACAAAAAUCCUCGAAAAAAGUAUCAAACCAAAGGAGUAUAAUUGCGACUAUUGGUCCUUGAUGAAAGACUACGCUGGAAUAGAACCUUGUCAGUAUCGAAGCGAUGUUCAUUUCGACCCAAAUCUGACGUUUUAUGAUAUCUUCGAAGGACGACCAAUCGCAAAAAUUUUUUCCAAGAUCUUCGGAUUUCAAGCGUAUAGAGCACUUUGUGAUCUAGUGGAACCUGAACGUCAUCGGGUGAAUAUGUCAAGCUCCUGUCAUUUUUAUGGAAAUAAGGAAGUUGGAGAUAAACUCAGGGAGAUAAUGAGUCUUGGAUCAAAACGAACAUGGCGGGAUUUAUUGGAGAUUCUGACCGGAACAAGAGCCUUCAAUGCUUCAGCUCUUCUUGACUACUUCAAACCAUUGGAAGAGUGGCUAAUCCGAGAGAAUACAAAACGGAAUAUUCACGUUGGAUGGGAAUCACCUCUAAAAUGUGAGUCAGUAAUGGAUCAAUUCGGGGAAGGAGAUCUGGAUCUUUGAUGUGGUAUCAGAUUGGUUAGUGUGUGAUAUCUAUGACGGCAUCCGUUAAAUAGGUUCAAUGGCGAGGAAGAAGUGAAGAAAGUGCAAAAGCAUAACCAUAAAUUUUUCCUUUCAGUUCUACCUUAUCAUAUCAACAUAAAA
Messenger RNA from Hermetia illucens (black soldier fly), 4580 nucleotides. Its product is annotated as angiotensin-converting enzyme-like. Bases 699 to 4439 code for a protein of 1246 amino acids. Gene Ontology annotation, biological process: proteolysis. NCBI's taxonomy places the organism in Eukaryota, Metazoa, Arthropoda, Insecta, Diptera, Stratiomyidae. Gene Ontology annotation, molecular function: metallopeptidase activity; peptidyl-dipeptidase activity. Gene Ontology annotation, cellular component: plasma membrane. The transcript is spliced from 16 exons. The record is from RefSeq and is a predicted model, not a curated record.